GGCAGGAAUAUUGACGACUCGAAGAGGAUAAAUGUUGCCAACUGAUGCGAAAUAUUCAGCCCAUAAUGUCCUGGUCAAGACUCCAUUCCAUUUUAAUCCAACGACUUUUCAGUGGGACGGACAGGUGUAAUGCAAAUUCUCGCUUCGACACCCAACGCUUAGAGAAGGAAGAAGAGGAGAGAUCGACUAUGGAUUUCAACCACAAUUUUACGAAUGAAAACAUAUCAAGAAAAAUUUUGACAACUUCAAACGGAGACCAUGACGAGCCAGACACUGAUCCUCUACGCGUGUCUGGGAUCUUCGCUAACUUUGUCUUGAAUGCGGUUUUAUCUGUUGCGGCAACUCUGGGGAAUACGGCAAUUAUUUACUCGAUAUGGUACAGCAGCUCCCUACGUUCGCCAUCCCAUAUCCUUAUAUUUGGCCUUGCUUUGUGCGAUUUCGGAGUUGGUUCACUGGUGCAACCUCUUUAUAUCAUCUACCAGUCUUUUUAUAUCGUUAAUUGGCGGCAGACAUGGGUGCAGGCUAUGGUAGUAUUCAACUUCUUGUCCAACAUGCUCUGCUGUGUCUCCUUCCUCACAACGACGGCAGUAAGUAUCGAUAGAUAUCUUGCUGUUUAUCUGCAUUUACGGUACAAAAGAAUUGUCACAAUUGGGAGGGUUGUGAAGCUUCACGUUGGAUUAUGGCUCCUGUCGGCUUUCCUCGCCUCUACUGUUACUUGGAACAUCACAAUUACAUUUUUCGCAGCACUCAUUAUUAUUUCACUGUGCUUAUUAACUACGUUCACGACUUAUCUAAAGAUUUAUUCAGUCGUGCGAGGCCAUCGUAGAGCAAUCCACCAACAACAUAACCAGCAAAGUGCGAGAACAGUAUAUCAUAUGAAAACAACCCUAAGUAUGUUUUACGUCUGCCUGAUCCAUGCUCUUUGUUAUCUUCCAUAUUUUGUGUUCCUUAUUCUCAGAGAUGCUUACAAGCUCACUACUUUUACCUACUUAGGAACGGAGUUUGCUCAGACAAUUGUGUUUUUUAACUCUUCAUUGAAUCCGUUGUUAUACUGUUGGAGACUUUCAUACUUCCGUGAAGAAGUCAAAAGGUCACUUUCAAGUUUUUCUUGUUUCUGGUAGAACUCAGCUUUUACUAAAACGGCAAAUUACAAACAUUGAAAACAAUAUUUCUUAAAAUGGAUGGAAAUGAUGAAGCAAAACAAGUUAAGAAAUUAUUUAAAGCUCUUUAGAGGAUAUUUAUUAGUUAUA
Molecule: messenger RNA, 1250 nt
Organism: Stylophora pistillata
Lineage: Eukaryota; Metazoa; Cnidaria; Anthozoa; Scleractinia; Pocilloporidae
Product: adenosine receptor A3-like
Biological process (GO): G protein-coupled receptor signaling pathway
Cellular component (GO): membrane
Molecular function (GO): G protein-coupled receptor activity
Source: RefSeq, a predicted model, not a curated record